CCACAGACCGAACUGAUCCCACGUGUGACGGAGCGCUGCAUUCCCGGUUUGCUGACACUGUAGCUCUGCUCCAUCUGCCGACCUACCGUCUGUGUGUAUCCGUUAGUCACUGCCUGUAGCUGGGUCAGAUAUGGAAGGAGACGGAAGCCAAGCCACGUCUGGAAACCCGACUGAUCCGCAACACGACCCGGGGAAAAUGUUUAUCGGUGGCCUCAGCUGGCAAACUUCACCAGACAGCCUUAGAGAUUAUUUUAGUAAAUUCGGGGAAAUCCGAGAAUGUAUGGUGAUGAGAGACCCAACGACGAAACGUUCCAGGGGCUUUGGCUUCAUCACUUUUGCAGAUGCUGCCAGCGUAGAUAAAGUCUUAGCACAGCCGCACCACGAGUUAGACUCUAAAAUGAUUGACCCCAAAGUUGCCUUUCCUAGACGUGCUCAGCCCAAGAUGGUCACAAGAACAAAGAAAAUAUUUGUAGGAGGAUUAUCAGCCAACACAGUAAUUGAAGAUGUGAAGCAAUAUUUUGAACAGUUUGGCAAGGUAGAAGAUGCCAUGCUAAUGUUUGACAAAACAACCAACCGACAUAGAGGUUUUGGCUUUGUAACAUUUGAAAUUGAGGAUGUGGUGGAAAAAGUCUGCGAGAUCCAUUUUCAUGAAAUCAAUAAUAAAAUGGUAGAAUGCAAAAAGGCCCAGCCCAAGGAAGUGAUGUUUCCUCCGGGGACACGAGGUCGGGCCAGGGGCCUACAAUACACAAUGGAUGCCUUCAUGCUGGGCAUGGGCAUGCUGAGUUAUCCUAACAUUGUAGCAACAUACGGCAGAGGCUACACUGGUUUUGCCCCAAGCUAUAGUUACCAGUUCCCAGGCUUCCCAGCAACGGCAUACGGACCGGUGGCAGCAGCGGCAGUAGCAGCAGUUCGUGGCUCAGGUAGGGGGACCCGUGGAAGAGGCAGUGGCUACACGGCAUACGGGCAGAACGCAGGGGCAGGGUUCCCUGAUUAUGGGUUGUAUUCCGGGGCCAGCGGUGACAUGCGGGGAGGAGCGCCCUACUCCCUGGCCGACUAUGGCUCCCUGGGCACCCAGGCGGCUGCUCAAAUCCUGCCCAGUGAGCAUGCCAGCUCGGCCUGCAACUCUCCCACCUCCCUCCAGCACCAUCUGCACAGCCCGGACCCUUUUAAGAGCCCAGGAACCAACCCCACCCGGCCUGGAGCCUUUCCUGGUGCCAACAGUCCCGGCCCUGUAGCUGACCUCUAUGGAACCGCCAAUCAGGACUCUGCUGUAGGCAACUACAUCAAUGCCAACAGCCCUCAGCCGGGCUCUGGCUUCAGCCACAGCAUUGCUGUGAUGCCAUCCAGCACUAACCACUACAGCAUCCACGCAGUGAGCCAGAGCGGAGGAGGCACCAGAUGAAGAACAGUUUGAAAGCAAAAGUCAAAAAUCAUCACAGAAAAAAAGAUGACAGUCCGUGAGUGGUGUAAAGCCUGACCUGCUAUGGAGAUCCCUCUAAAUGUAACUGGUGUCCUUGUGUAGAGAUUUGUUGGUUUAGAUUUUAUUUUCUUUUUACUUUUUCUUUUUUUUUUCUUUUUUCAAUUUAUUUUCUUAAAUUGUGAUAUUUUUUUUGUCUUGGACGUAAAAUCAGUA
Molecule: messenger RNA, 1633 nt
Organism: Epinephelus lanceolatus (giant grouper)
Lineage: Eukaryota; Metazoa; Chordata; Actinopteri; Perciformes; Serranidae
Product: RNA-binding protein Musashi homolog 2-like
Biological process (GO): regulation of translation; central nervous system development
Cellular component (GO): cytoplasm
Molecular function (GO): mRNA binding
Source: RefSeq, a predicted model, not a curated record